This is a messenger RNA of Centruroides sculpturatus (bark scorpion), 4471 nucleotides long. Its product is annotated as GRIP and coiled-coil domain-containing protein PFC0235w-like. Bases 287 to 4243 code for a protein of 1318 amino acids. Lineage: Eukaryota; Metazoa; Arthropoda; Arachnida; Scorpiones; Buthidae. The transcript is spliced from 9 exons. The record is from RefSeq and is a predicted model, not a curated record.
UAUGAUCUUUUAAAAUAUUUUAAACAGAGCCUGGGUUCCAGUAGGACAUGUUUAUUUUCUCUCACGUGAUCCACCUCAAGCAAUUACAUCUCAAAAGAAAAAUUUUGAAAUUGCUAUACAAGAAGUUGAUCUACAUAUAAAAUUAUUAACACAAAGAUUUGGAGGUUAUGAAUAUGCACUUGAAAAAACACCUUUUAUUCCAACACAGCUUUACCUUCAUCUGAAUAUUACAUUAAAUAAAUUAUGCUGUAAUCCACAAUCAUCUAGAGAUAAAAGAAAAUACGAGAUGCCAUCAGUUUCAUCAAAACGUCGUUCCAGCAAAUCUCAGGAGCCACAAGGAAUUAAGAAAGAUGGGCAAAAGAAAGAAGAAUCUCCUGAGCAAGACAUUGCAGAACAAGAUGUUUUAGAAAAAGUGGGUGAAAGUGAAACUGUAUCUGUAGCUACUGUAGAUACUAAAUUGGAUGAGUCAAGUGAAGAUUUAGAAACAUCUACAGUUCAAAGUAUAUCUCUAGCUGAAGAUGAUGAUGAAGUAGAAAAGGCAAAUACUUUAACUGUAGAAGAAUCCAAUGUAACAGAUGCUGAAGUGGCUAAACAAACUUUAGUUGUUGAAGUCUCUGCUGAAAAUAAAACUUUCAUUAAUACAUUUAAAGAGCAUCCAAAUAAAGUAAAAUCCAGUGAAAUGGUAAAUUCUGAAGUUAAAAAACAACAAAAUACUAAGGAUAGUGAAUUUGAUAAGGUAGAAAACAGUGAAUUUUUGGAAUCAAAUGAAAAUAAUACAGGGUUAGAAAGUGAUUCCAAUUUUAUUUCCAAAUCUUCAGAUUUGGAAAAGUUUCAGAAGGAAUCAAAUUUUUUAAGUGGACCUAAUGAAUCAUUAGGAAGUGCAGACAAAUUGUUGGAAAAUUCUGGAAAAGAUAAAAGUUUUAGCACUGAUACAUUAAAGGAUGAUUUAAAUGAAAAUACAGAAAAUUUUAAUAAGUCAAAAGAGAAUAAUGUUAUGACUUCAGAAAUGAUUGCAGUUAGUGACAGUUCUUCAGAAAAACCAAAAUUAGUGAAGUCAAAUAGUAUAGAUCAGGAAAAUAAGAUAAUUCAAAAUGAAGAAAAUUCAUCUAACAAUUCAUUAAUAUGUGAAACAGAAAGCAAAGAACUUAAUAAAAACCUGCCUGAGAAUAAAGAAGCUGAUGAGAAAUUAAAACAAUUCAAUAAUGUGAAUAUACAUAAUGAAAAUGAUAAAAUUAAUAGGAAAGAUGAUGGAGAAAAUAUGAAUUUAUUAAGUAAACUAAAUGAGGUAGAACACCAGAAAAAAAAUGUGGUUGAAAAUAAUAUUGAAAAGGAAACCACAAAAAAUACAGAUCUUAUAGAAAAUAAUGAAAAAGUUAAUUUAGACAGUAAAGAUACUCAAAAAUCCCAGUCACCAAAUAGUUUACGAAUUCGAAUUGUAAAAGGAAAAGUUGAGUCUAAACCUGAUCUUCAGAAUCAUUCCAAUAAAACCAGUAAUGUUAAAUCAAGCAAGUUAUCAAAGAAAUGUGAAUUUACAAUUAGUCGAUCAAACUCUUUUCAAAACAAUUGCACUUCACAUAAAGAAAAACUAGUAGUUGGAAAUGCAGAUCAAGAACAAGUAUUUACUUCAAAAAGUAAAACUGAACCUAUUCCUAGUUUGGCUGUAAGGAAAUCUAAGCGUCCGAGAAAGAACUUUAUUAUUCAAUUUCCUUGGAAAAUAAUGUCAAAAUUAGCUAAUCCUGAUGAAGACAUAAAUAAAAGCAAAGAAAACUUGUCUGAUGAUCAAAAAGAUAAUACUUCUGAAAAUAAAUCUUCAGAUACUACUCAUUCAGUAAAUAACUUAAAGGAACAAAAUAAUUCAUUAAAUGAAAAUGAUUUAUUACCAGAUAAGAAAAAUGAUUCAUUGCCAGAUAAGAAAAACGAUUCUUUAAAUUUAGAAAAGAGUAAGGAACCAUCUAAACCUUGCAGUUCUGAAAGAAAAGACGAGGAAAAUAUAAAAGACUCAACAGAAGAAACCAUACCAGAUACUUCAUCUCAUAAAGAAUCAGAAAAACCUAAUAAUGCAGAUGAAAUAAAGAACUUGUCUUCAGAAGAUUUAUCCAAAAGUAAAGUUUCCGAAAAUAGUCAAGAUUCUGCAAAAAUUCAGAUUUCAAGUGAUUUGGUAUUAUCUAAAACUCAUUUGACUGAAAAAAGUAUAGAUUCAUUAAAAGUUAAAAUAUUAGAAGAUAAUAAUGAUGCAUUAAGGCCACAAGUAAUAUUAGAUAAUAUAGCUGUAACUAAACUUCCAUCAUCUCAAACUAAUGUAGACUUAUCUAAAAAGCAAACCAAUCAGAAUUUAUCAGAAUUAUCAAAACCUGAAAUGUUACAAGAAAAGUGCCUAAAAAAUACAGAUUCAACAACAAAUAUAAUACACCAGAAUAAGCAUUUAGAAUUGUCAGAUUUAUCAAAAGAUAAAGUUAUACAAAUUAAAUCUUUGGAUUCUUCAGAUUUAUUAAAAACUGUAAUAUCUCAGAAUAAAAGUGCAGAUUCUGUUGAUAUAGUAAAGAUACCAUUAUUGCAAGAUAAAAGUACAGUUCCUACUAACUCAUUAAAAACAGUAAUAGUAUUAGAUAAAUUUAUGGACAAACCUUUAGAUACAAAUUCAUUAAAAAAUAAAAUUUGCCAAGAAAAAAAAGCAGCAAAUUUUACAGGAAAGUCAAAAUUUGUUCAUCCAAGUACUAUUUUGGAAAAACUAGAUAAAGUAAAAAUUGCAAAAAGUCCUCUCCAACAAAACAAUUCUGUAAAAAAACAAGAUUCAUUUGAUGUACAGAAAACAAGUAUACAAACAACAAAGGGAAAUAGUUCUUCUGUUUUUUCUCAUAUUGCCAAAAUAUUAGGACAACCAACCAACAAAAACUUAAAUAACAGUUGUAUCACUACAUCUGUAAAAUCACCUGCUAUUUCUGUUUUAUCAAUACCCAAGUCUGCUGAAAAUACAUUUGAAGGUUCUGUUAAAAAAUCUAUUCACAGUUUUAAUAAAAACACAAAUAAUAUAAAUACCACACAGAUAAAUAACAUUUCAAAUCAAGAAAUUGAAAUUGACCACUGUAAUAAUGACUUAGAUAUGGAAUGUGUAAAUGAAGAAGAACAUGCUAUUAGAAAAGCAAUGGAUAAUUGUGUGAAAGAUAUUCCAUUGAAUAGGCAAGAGAUUAAAAUCAAUAACAGUCAAUUGUCUAUUCAAAAUUUACAGCCUUCUGUAAAAUACAAUACAACAUCAAAUACGAGAAAUGAAACUAAUUCAGUUGGUUCUACAAGUCAAGGAGAAUCUACUCAAAAUUUACGUCAGUCUACUUGCACCAAUGAAAAGAAUUUAUUUAAUAUUUUACCAGUAGAAAAAUAUGCUCGAAAGUUAACUGUAUUCUUGACAAAUACAUUAGAAGAAAUGUGCCAGGAUAUUAUUAAUUCUGGCUGUAUGCAAGUAGCUAUUCACUCACUUGAAAAAGAAAUAGAAAAUCUUCAAGAGAAGCAUAAAAAAGAAAUAUUAGAUAUCAAGCAGAAUGCAGAUUUAAUUGUUAAAGAAAUGAGAUCAACAAUUGAAACUGAAAAACAGAAUGCUAUUACUGAAGUAAGACGACAGUGUGAGAUUGAAAUGAGAAAAAGUAUUGAAGAAACGAAGAAGAAGCAAUGGUGUGCAAACUGUGGUAAAGAAGCUGUUUUCUAUUGCUGUUGGAAUACAAGUUAUUGUGAUUAUCCUUGUCAGCAAGCUCACUGGCCACAACAUAUGUCUACAUGUGGCCAAAAUCAUGUCACAACUGUAAAAGAACAAUUAGUAACUAAUAUGCCAAAUUUAGGCCCAGAAAUGACAAUAACACAAUCACCAGCAAUUCAUGGUAAUCUUCCUGUUAGAAUUCAAUUCUCAGGAUUGCACAAUCAAACACAAAUUACACAGCAAGCAAAUAAACAAAAGAAUAAAAAGAAGUGUCAAUUUCCUGUUGAUCAGAUGACAUCAAGAAGAAAAAAUGGAAACAUAAAUCUCUCACAAUCACCAACAGCCAGCAUACAACAAGCUGAUGUCAGAUUAUCUCCCCAUCCUUCUACACAAAUUCUUGGUGCUAAUUAUACUCUACAGGGUGGACAAGUUAUUCCAGUUUCAUUACAGCACAGCACUCCUCAUCCAAAACAGUGCGCACCCACUUCGACAAUAGAAAUGAAAUCACAUAGUGUACAUCCGAUGACAUUUCCUUUUAAUCCACAUGUGUGUAUGUAAAACAUGUAUUCAUUUUAAUUUUUCAGUUCAUAUGUUAUGUAAUUGUUCAUCUGUGUAUUUUUGUUAUAAUUUUUUGAUCAUGAAUAGUUAUUUUCAUGGUCAUAUGGUAAAUCUAACUAUUAAAAACUUGUAUACAUCUAGGGUUUCUGUGUCAGCCCCUGUGACAUUUGCACUUUGUAUUUUUUUGUUUUUUUCCUGAGGUGGAAUAAAAACAGUUUUAUUAAGAAA